UCUACGCAGAUAACUUCAAAUGUUUUUCAAUGUUAUCGUUUUAUUUUAAAUUUAUAUCGCACUAAUAAAACUUAUACUAGACUUUACAACUUUACGAAACGUUGAAUUUUUGUGAACUGAAUAAUUGAAAGCUUAUAGGAUUUUUUAUUAUCUAUUUUUUUUUCAAUUUGAUGCCGACAUCCGACUUUCAUUCUUAAUUUUCUUCGUAUUUAUCAACAUAAGUACAAGUAGGUAUUAAUUUUAGGCCAGAAUAUAAGUACAUUUUUGUUUUCUUUUACGUAGGUACCUACCUAUGUGUAAGCUGAUAUUGAAUUAUAAAACAUGUGUACUUACUGAAUUGACGUUUAUUUGUUUUUCUAACCAUAUCAUCAAUCAUCAUACAUCUUAAUGAUCAUCUUAAAUUAAAUAUUUAUGAGCAGUGUGCAAAGCAAAAUAAAUAGAAACACCUCACAUAUAAAAUAAGGUUAGUAAAGUUUUUCAAUAAUUUAGUGUUCCUCUUCUGAAGACUCUAUACCUAUGAAUGGACACAUCGCAAAAAUAUGAAUUGUGUUAAAGUGGAUAUUAAAAAUAAUCGAACGAUUUUCGCGAAUGAAGAAAUUCCCAAAGUAGAAUCAGAUGAAGACGUCAUCGUCAAAGUAGCUUAUGCUGGAUUUUGUGGAACUGAUAUUCACAUUAUAAAAGGAGAAUUUACAAACGCUAGAGAUGGAGUUAUAUUGGGACACGAAGUUGCUGGAACCAUUGUGAAUGUAUCGGGAAAAUAUUCUCAUCUGGCGAUCGGUGAUCGAGUAGCUGUAAAUCCUAAUCUGAGUUGUGGAAUAUGUGUUCCAUGUAAAAGGCUGAAGAAUAAUUUUUGCAAAGGAGGAGGUUCAGAAAACGCUAUAGGUAUUGUUCAAAAUGGAGGUUGGGCCGAAUAUGUAAAAGCUCAUGUUUCUCAAGUAACUAAAAUUCCUGAUCAUUUGUCACUGGAACAAGCUGCUUUAUGUGAACCAUUAUCGUGCAUUAUUCAUGGACUGGAUAAAUUACACGAUUUGGAUAUGGGUUCGAAUAUAUUGAUAAUUGGAGCUGGGAUCAUUGGAAUUUUAUGGAGUUGUUUACUGCAUGCACUAGGCCAUAGGAAUGUAAUCAUUUCUUCGUCAAAUGUCAAGCGACGCAACGUUCUAUCAGAAAUAGGAUUAGGAUACAAAUGCAUGUCCUGGCAAGAAAUCUUGCAAUAUAAAAGAGAAAAUCCCGAGUACAUGGCUGAUAUUUGUAUCGACUGCAGUGGAAACUCAGAAGCCAUGCAAGCAGCUCUUCCCCUGAUUGAAAAUGGAGGCACUUUAUUAAUAUUCGGGGUGGCAGAACCAGAAAAAACAAUAAUAAUCAACCCUUUCAAAGUGUAUUCAAAAGAAAUAACCGUUUCGGGAGCUGUCAUAAAUACACCAAAUUCUUUUGAAAGAGCAGUAUCGUACAUCGAAUCAAUGUCGAAAACGUAUCUGAAAAUUGAAAAACUUGGAAUUGGAACUUUCUCUUUAAAUGAACAUGAAAGCGCUGUAAAUGCGUUUCAGAAAGGCUCAUUUACUAAAAUAAUGUUUAAAGUUUGAAAAUUGAAAGCAAAAUAAUGUAAAUGCUGUUGAAGAGAACUGAUUAAAUUUUCAUUGUCUGAAACAUCGCGAGUUUCCUCUUCUUUUGUGGUUUUGUAUAUUGUAUUGCUUAUCUAAAAAUAUUAUUUACCCAAAAUACGUAUACAGGUCGAAUGUGUUUCAUUUUAUUCUUCCUGGUACUUACUUAAUCUGAGGGAAAAAAAUUACAAAUCGUAUCGUUGAAAACAAUCCAUUGCGUGAUUGUGCACAUUUUUUUUUUUUUUGUCGAGUUAACUAUCAAAUAUACAAUAGGUGAAAUCGUAAUAUUGGAAACAUUUCAGUCUGAAAGGUUCGAGCAAAGAUGAAGAUGAACAUGUUGCCUAUCUCUGAAAUCGCAGGAGCAAUAGUUACAAGCAAAACAUGCAAUAUUUCUCACAUUUUUGACAUAGAUACUUGAUAUGCAAAAAGUCACUUUCUGUGCCACACGAUAUUAUUUUAUUUUUAUACUUACCUAUCUAUUACUAUUUCGUUUUCUAUUUCUUUUUUGUUGCAAUAAAUUUUCCAUCUGCCUAUUUCGAAACGAAAAACCUUGAAUAGUAUCUGAAAUUUUUCGCUUGAAUGGGCAUGAAAAUUCGUUAAUUAUAUUUCAAAGCGGUUCGUUUAUAAGUUUACCAAGGUAAAUUUGGUGCUAAAUACGAAAAAUCAUUUUGUUUGAUAAAAAAUAUGCAUUUCAAACAGGUAGAUUAGAUAUUCCGAGUAUUUACGUAUUUCGAUCACCUACAUAUGUUUCACUGAUACUUUUCAGUGUCAUUGCUGUGUUUUAAAUUUUCAUUCAUCAAGGUCAGAGCAAUAGCAAUGGUUAAAUUUUACGUCAAGUUGAAAAAUUGAGAAUAGAGGAUUAAUAUUUAUUUACGUACCUAUCAUUUCGUAUUUAAUAUACUUUACCAAUGUCCGAUA
Planococcus citri (citrus mealybug) is the source of this 2516-nucleotide messenger RNA. RefSeq lists its product as uncharacterized. NCBI's taxonomy places the organism in Eukaryota, Metazoa, Arthropoda, Insecta, Hemiptera, Pseudococcidae. Bases 540 to 1580 code for a protein of 346 amino acids. The record is from RefSeq and is a predicted model, not a curated record. The transcript has 7 exons.